Molecule: messenger RNA, 1096 nt
Organism: Tribolium madens (black flour beetle)
Lineage: Eukaryota; Metazoa; Arthropoda; Insecta; Coleoptera; Tenebrionidae
Product: retinol dehydrogenase 12-like
Exons: 6
Coding region: 58-1071 (337 amino acids)
Source: RefSeq, a predicted model, not a curated record
CCUAAAAAAUGACACUGAGAUUUAGGUUAUGUCAGUCUAACCUACAACAGACUAAAAAUGUUUAAAAAAGGUACUUCACAACCUAUUAAGAUAUUCAACUUUAAAAUCCCGAAAACCCUUUUCUAUGCGAGCACCGCAGCUGCCGCUCUUGGCUUAACUUGUCUCAUUAAAGAAUGGACCGGGGGUCCUAAAUUACAACCCUCUAUUUCGGCAGAAGACAAAGUCGUGAUUGUCACAGGGGCUAACACUGGGAUUGGUAAAGAAACAGUGAGAGAUCUCGCAAGACGCAAAGCUAAAGUGUAUAUGGCUUGUCGAGAUUUGAAACGAUGCGAAGAAGCUAGGGCUGAGAUAGUUUUAGAAACUAAAAAUAAAUAUGUUUAUUGUAGAAAAUGUGAUUUGGCGUCAUUGCAAUCAAUUAGAGAGUUUGUGAAACAGUUCAAAUAUGAGCAACCACGUCUGGAUAUCUUGAUUAAUAAUGGGGGGGUUAUGAGGACGCCAAAAUCUAAAACUAAGGAUGGGUUUGAAAUGCAGUUAGGUGUGAACCAUUUGGGGCAUUUUUUGUUAACUAAUUUGUUGUUAGACAGAUUAAAGGAAUCAGCUCCUAGUAGAAUUGUUAAUGUCUCAAGUGUUGCGCACAAAAAAGGCAAAAUAAAUAAAGAGGAUUUGAAUAGUGAACAAAAUUAUGAUCCUGCAGUUGCUUAUGCUCAAAGCAAAUUAGCCAACAUUUUAUUUACUAAAGAAUUAGCAAAAAGAUUGGAAGGCACUGGCAUAACUGUGAAUGCAGUUCAUCCUGGAAUAGUCAAUACUGAAAUCACCAGACACAUGAGUUUUUUCAACAGUUGGUUAGCUGCUAUUUUAAUUAAACCAAUAAUUUGGCCAUUUAUCAAAAAUCCGCAUCAGGGGGCGUACACAGUGGUUUACGCAGCGUUAAGUUCUACAUUAGAUAAAGUAACAGGAACAUAUUUCAGUAAUUGUGAAGAAGUUGAAGUCAGUGAAGCCGCCAAAGACGAAGCAACUGCUUCGUGGCUUUGGGCUGUGAGUGAAAAAUGGACAAGACUUAACAGGGCUUAAGAAACAAAUAAAUUUCAUAAUUUUA